Molecule: messenger RNA, 22002 nt
Organism: Porites evermanni
Lineage: Eukaryota; Metazoa; Cnidaria; Anthozoa; Scleractinia; Poritidae
Source: the annotation of a GenBank genome assembly
CAGAAAAACAUGGCGGACGUCUGUUUGGAUUCUGACUUGACCUAAUCGUGUUUGUUUUGUACUUUUUUAUGGUAUGGAACAUCCAACCAAGAAAUUAACCUAAAUUAACAAGACUUUUAACCCUGGAAAUGCAAACAUGAGCGUCUCCACAGUAGUAAAACCAAGCGAAUCACCUCACAUUUCCACAGGAGAAACCUCCCGCGCUUCUCGUGGUAAAAACAAGCUUGUUAAAACACCAGGUUCGCCCUGCGUUUUACCAAUACUCGAGGGAGGAAAAUCACAAGGUGACGAAUUGAAACAUGAAAUUAUGGAUUCUGGUGGACAAAGUGACAUUUUAGAUCGUGAUAAAACGUUCUUAACCGGGAUGAAUGACUUUAUUCCGGAUGACAUUUUGAACAGUUUGACCCAGCAGCCGAUCCCGCCUUCACGCGAACAGUUAGGACCACCAACAAAACACAAGAGGCUUAAACCUCUCGAGGUAGGGGGUUAUAGUUAUGAAGUCAGAGUAAUGAGUCAAUAAUUCUUUAUUUUUUCAGCCAUAGACUUUUAAAAGCGGCUGUGAAAUAUACAUGUUCAUGUGGUAAUGUACAUUUAAGUUUCCAAGUUAGGAAGUGUUUAGAUACCCGGCAGCCGGGAACUGUUUUCAAAAAGCUAGAUGCCCGGCAGUCAGAAUUUUGAACAAUUUUCUCGGAAUAGCUCGUUUAAUUCCUUUAAGAAAGUAAGCUAUUUGUUUGGCAAUCUCAAGCGAUUGUAAAUAUUGCCUUGGGUUAAAAGCAUUGGCGACUGUCGAGCUUGGGCAUAGAGUGAAAGCUCAAUGUUUUCGACACUUAGAAAAUAUUCAAGUCCUGACACACUGAGUCAACUCCUGAUGAAUAUCCACAGGAAUUAUUGACAAAACCUCACCAGAGUAUUUAGUGUUUGUUCAGAAAUGCCAAGCGAUUCUAAAUAAAGGUUUCGUAUUGCACAGUCUGUUUAAGUUAAUUACUUCAUGUACAUCGUCAUAUGUAUGCAACCUAAAUGUCCUAUCAUUCUUGAUAUUAGGCUGAUUUAGCAACAGAAUGGGAACGUCAGUUGACGACGGGAAAGUGCACAGAAAAGAAAUUAAUGCUACUUCCGGUGCUCAAUUUGCUGCUCUGCCAUUGGUCAAGCCAGUGGCAAUGAUUUGCGCACGCCAUCGUCAACUGAUGUUCCCGUUCCUAUUCUAAAUCAGCCUCUGGUAUUAAAAUGGGUUGGUUUGCAGUCUUUUUUUCCAUACGAUGUUGCAUUGAUCUUGCUGCAAAAAAGAUUCAGCUCACAUUAUUUUCAUAAUACAUGCCUGGACUUACUAGCUUGGCUUCUCUUUAAAAGUGAUUGAAAUUCUCUCAUAGCAGGGUCAAUCUUAUUAUGUGAUCUGGGGUGCGAUCGUCGUCAGUUAAAAUUCCUGGAAAUUUUAAAUCCAAUUGGCAGAACUGCGAAUAACAGUUGGUCACCAUACACUGUGAUUUGCAUUCAGCAUGAUUACUCACCAGGCUUAGUUCAAAUACUAAAGACUACCUUGAUUUCUGCAGCAGUUGAUUUGCAUAUCUGACAACUUUCCUGGUUUGCCCAAGUAAAAGUGUGACUUGUUCAAACCUGAUAAGAAUGAAAAGAGCUAUUUUGAUGUUGUAUUUCAUUUUGCCUCCAAAGAAUUUUGGAAAUUCUCUCCAGGGGAGUAACCCCUAACAAAAUUAAUGCACUUGUAGAUGCACAUGGUUUACAAAUUUCAUUGAAUAUCUAAUACUUCAACAAUAAUUUACAAUAUUUGUUUGCUUUAAAUUCAAUCUGUAGAUAACUCCACCAGCUCGGAGAAGGCCAGCCAAUGUGUGGAAUUUCCCUAGAGGGAGAGAAAAGUUGAAACAUCUCGCGGAACAGCCCCCUUGUAUGUGUGGAGCAGGAAGGUAAGGGUUUCCUCUUUUCCUUUCCUAACCUGAACUUGGAAGUAUUCUUGUGGCAACACUGUAAUUUGCUAGUUAAGUCACUAAGAAAUGAAAUUAUACUGAGAAAAUUUGGUCUAAUCAAGUCAGAAACAUACAUUGUAUUUGCAUCCUGACACAAUUUUUGCUUCAGUGAAAAUAGAAGAGAUAGGGAAAAAAUUUCACAAUCAUGUAAUGAGUAGCAAUUUUUUACUCAUGAAAAUAUCCUUCUCUCCAGAGGGUUCACAGCGAGUUUUUUUUGUUUGCAUGACCCCCUUCUCCCUGUCCUCCUAGAAUGUGUAGUUCCAGAAAAUAUCCAGACUCCCUCCAAAGAAGGGAUUGGAAAUUCCUGGGGGGUGGGGAGUUCUCAGAGUCCCAAGAAUUUAAGUAAAUGUAUGAAGCUUGACUGGAAUUUACGGAGGGGGGAGGCUGUCCUAAGGAAAAAUCCCUUCCAUUGGGGAGGUAUGGAUAUUUUUGGAACUUGCACCUAAUAUCAAUUAAAGCUGCAGAAUUUCGUAAAACAUAGAAAAAAAUGACCUGUAAGACCACACACUCAAUGAUCGUUUAGGUGGUGGGCAUGGAUAAUUUCUGUAACUGCACAACUGCCCAAUGUUUCGAAUCUACAACUGAUGCAUCUAAGAUUAAAGAGAAGUCAAGGCCUUGAAUUAGGAGAUCAGUUCUAAGAAAACGACAAAGCCGAUAAUAUAUUUGUGUUUCUUGUUUUAUCAUUUUUUCAUAGAGAUAUAUCUUUUCUAUAUGAUGCCACUGGGCCAGACAAGACAAGCCUGGACUCAGCUGGAAAAUCUCUGGUUACACCUGCCUCUGAUAAAAGCAAAACAUCACCAAAACACAAGCAGCUGGACUUUGUUGGGAAAAGUAAAGGCGAAAGUGGCCAGGAAGAUGUGGUAAACAUUAAAACAUGUCAAAAUAUUAAUAUUAAUAAGACAGUUUGUCAGAUUAAAGUCAAUUUCUCUGUUAUGGUGAAAUAAAGAAAUUGAAUUUAACGUUAUUUAUAUCUAGGAGAAAUUUGUGCUACUUCUAGGUAAACGUCACCCCAAAAGAUAGGGAUUUUGAGCCGUGUUGGUCUAAAAACAAUGUAAAAAAUGCAUCUUUCCAGGGAACCAAAAUCAGACAGCUGGGUUCAAAUAUUUCGGUUUUGUUGCAAUGCUAGGCAUCCUUCCCAGCAAAGCCACAGUAAUCUGAUUCUUUGUUAUUUAUACUGUUAAUUUGUGCUUUAGGAGGUGACAUCACAGAUUCCUGACACCCUUGUCCCAGCUGAAUAUCACAUUGUUAAGAACCCUGGUGUCCUGGGAUUAGAAUUCCAAGAAGAGUAAGUUGUCAGGUUCUUGCCACAAAAGCUCUCUCUUUUCAAGCAGUUUAUUGCUUACUCUACAUUCAUGCUUACCUUGAUUCUAGUUAAAUUCACAGCAUGAAUUGCUCUUGUUUUCUGAACGUAGACUCAGCCACAAGUAAAUUGUGUGGAUUUUUUUGGAAUGGGAUGAGUAGGCUAUAAAGUGCUUUGGUCUCCUGUGCAUAUUGCAUUUUUGGUAAUCAUGGAUUACAAUGCAUGUUCUUUAAUUUUGAGUUCAUGGCUUUUUUAAUGGUGUGAAAAUAAUUAUGUAUUCUUUUUAUUUUAGCAAGUAUACAACUUACGUUAAGGGACAUGAAGAUCAUCUGACUGUGUUCCCUUCAAUGUAAGUGUUACCAUAGAGAUUUUUGAAUAUAAUUGAUUAUAAUUAAAAUGAUAUGUUUACAUACAUGCCAACUCUCCCAGAUUAUCCGUGAAUCUCCUGGAUAUGGCACCUAUCUCCCACUCUCCCGUAUGGGUCAUCAAAUCUCCCAGAUAUAAAAAAAAUCGUCUUUUGACCUUUGCUGCGCUUUAGUUUGAGAUUUAGCAUUUGAUUUUUUCAACUUGUUGUAAAGAUUACAUCAGUCUUAAAAUGAUGAUCGCAAAUUUUGAUAGUAUGCACCUCAUGUUAGACGUCCUAUGAUGUCCUAAAUCAUUCCCACUGGGGACUGGAUCAAUUUGCCGGGAGGGAUGGGGGAGGGUCCCGUUGAAAUUCUGGGGGUGUGGGGUGGUAAAAAAAGAGAGAGUCUCCAGAUUUUAUAUCUCCACAGGUUGGCAUAGACUCUGUAUUUAUUAUAGUUUGUACCCUGAACAACAGAAAAAAGUGCUCAUGAACCUUUUAACCUGGCUUGUGAUGUUAUAUGAUGGUGCACGGGUGCAGUUUUGAUCUUGUAUUGCAUCUGAUCAUGAGAAAGACUUUAGUUCCAGUCUGAAAUCAGUGCUAAUUGCACCAAAUAUCAAACAUCUAUGCUGCAUGUAUAAUACCAUUUAGCUUCGAAACGCUAUGCAGAACCUCCAAAAUGUUAUAAUUUUUGAAUCUGAUGACCAUACACCCCUGUUAGUGUUUUUAGCCGAAUUUUCUCCAGAUAAUUUGCAUAUUUCCAGCACAAUAUACCGUGUUGUUGCAUGAUGUAAUCUCAUUUCAUGUCUCAUCAAAACACAGGACAUUUUAGUCAGCUGCAGCUACUUAUAGUUUAACUGUUUAUUUUAGGAAACCUACAGGAAGACAAGAAGUGCUUAAACUUAAGGUACAGCUCAUAUAUGAAAUUCAUAGAAAUAAUUCAAACAUGUUUCAAAAUAAUGCAAACAUUAACCCAUUCGCCCCUGAACCGCCCGUAACCGCCCGUGCGGAUCCAGGUCCUUUUUACCCUUUGUGACGUCAUCAGUUUUAACGGUCAAGGACAACUUUCUUCGCUAACUUGUGCAGAGUGAAGAGAUCUUUCAAACCAUACCAGAAUGAGCACAAUUCAGUCAAGGACACGGGAGAAAGAAGCAAAAAACCACGUGACAUGGACCUGAAAAUCUCCAUGCAAAUGUUGUUCCAUUGCCCACCUACCUUUCCUUUCACCUAAUCCUAAGAUCCUAAAACCUUUCCUAAAAACUAGUCCCACCAAAAUGAAGCCUACUAAAUGCCCAGCAAGAGAAAAAAAAAAUGAGGCAAGAAAAGCGAAAAAAGAAGGGAGGAGAGAAAGCGAAAAGUAAAAGUCAAGACUGCUGUGUCACUUUUAAACCCAAAAACUAUCUCAAAAUUUUGCUUUCUGCGCAUGCCCGAACUUCGCAAGCUGAUUUUUGCAUCUGGAUCAGAAGGCCGCGAAGUGUACUACCUGUAAAGCGGUUUGUGGUAAGUUUUAGCUCUUUAUAGCAUGACAGUGACCAGAAAACCACUCGACUAGCUUCAAAACGCGUUUUUCGGCGAAAUCUCCUGGAGCGAAUGGGUUAAUAGUAAAUAUUUUGUAUUUAAUUGGUGCCAAUGGGGCAAGGGCUUUGACAUCAAACUCUGUUCAGGCGUUUUAUGUGGAUGGGCCCAGAUUUUGUUUCCUUUCCCACUUUGCAGCACCUAUUACCACUCCAUACAUCUCUCAACGUGCCGUAUACAUGUACUUGUAGUUGUCACUUACAGAUAUUGUAGUGAUAGACUUAUUUGUAUUGUCUUUAGCAUGCCAUGGAUUCCAUGUUGGCGCGGGCUGGUGUUGAUGAUGAUGUGAAAGAGCUGUCAGGUCCGACACAGGUAACUAUAACUGUGAGCCAAAAAUACCAGAAAAUUUAAUGUAAAAUAAAAUAAUGAAUUAUUUUGCUCUUAUGACUAAAACAUUUCCCCUCCAGAUUUCAGGGAGUUUGUAGUGGAGAAACUGGAGAGGGUUGCUUUCUAUGAAUGGGAUUUGGAGGAAAUAGAAGGGUAAUAUUCAAAUCAAGGAGAAAGGAUGGCAAAUUGUUGUUGCUCGUCACUACUUCAAAAAGUCGUGACUGUUCGUCAGUAGGAUGCCUAAAAUUUGUGCAAUUCCACAAUUUUUUUCGGCGCCAUUAAAUCCUAUACCAAUUGUAGAACAUUUUAGGAGGAGUCACCCACAAUGUGAGCACUGUUACUGACAAGGUGUAUGAGUAGGGCACCCUAGGAUCCCCCCCCUACCCUGAACUUCGCUCCAGCAUUAACAAUGAUUUAACAACAUCUAUUUUAUCUCGAGUAGAUUCACAACCUUCUGGAGCUGUUAAAAAAGGAACAGAACAUUUACAACGUGGCUUUCAAUGAAAUAAUUCGCCAAGUAAGUGUGGAAUUUCUAGAAUAUAAAAUUUAGUAAAUUUGAACACGGUGCAGCUGAAUUGUUGUUGCUGCUCUUUGCCCUAGGUAACGGUAGAAUGUACUGAAAGAGGAGAAUUGUUGGCAAACUUAAGGAAGCGCUAUGCAGAUCUUUUAGAUCGCAUUCCCAGACAAGUAAAAAGGUAUAUUAAGUCAUGUUUGUCAGGGUUUCCGGUUGUUUCGAUACAAAGUUGUUUUGAUACAAGUUUAUUCAGUUGAGUUGUAAAUUCGCCCUAAAUGUUUUUUUUUGUUCACGUGCAAAUUAUACUUGAAGUGAUGAAAUUUUUGUGCAAUUUCACCGCUUGAGUUCGUAUCGAAACGACUUGUAUCAAAACUACCAGUUUCCAUUUCUUAGCCUUUUUUAGUAGUCGUCAAAAAAAGGGAGCUAGAGUUGGGUGAAAAGGGGAAAAUGAUGAGAACGCCGCGCGCACGCGAGGAAGAGGACACGGAACUUGCUGCUGUCUCACUCACGUGGUAUGCAUUAGCGAGAAACAGGCACCUGGCGAGCCCGCGUGAAAAUUACUCCUCACGCAAGGAAGUUUCACAUCAUAGUAGUGCAGUUGACGUCAAAGGCUGAAAUAUACCAGAAAGUUUGCUUAGUCCCUAGUCACUAUUCCGCGCGGGCAAUUGACCGAGAAGGCCUGGGAAAACACGUACAAAAAAGUGUGAACUGAUGCACGUGGUGACCUGUUGUUUUGCUCAUAAACCAUUAAAUUAAAACUAUUUUAGGAUUUAUGAGCAAAACAAAAACCACGAAAUCAUGACGACGACGGCAAAGCGAACAUCCAAAAACAAAUUUGUUUUUUGAUGGCACACAAUUGAUUUUUUGAUGUAAAAUAUACAUUAUAAAAGCUACAUGAUCUGAUUAGUAGGCUUCAUUAAAACUAAGUGAGAAACCUCGAGUGUUAGUCACUGAUUCUCUGUUAUAUAAUUUUUUUUUCAAUUGCAGUCUUCAUCAAGAGGUUAUUGCUCAGAGAGCUUUAGACAGGUACGAAAACAUCAUCUGUUUUUUAACAGUAGCCUGUAGCCCUCGGGGAGUGGGAAUGGGCCCUUACCCCCACCCCCUUGGGGAGCUUGCUUGCCGGCUAUGUAAGCUGACGUUCGUAGUCGAACUGAAAGUCUCCAAAAUAUGUUAGACUGAUUUCUGAUAACUAAUUUAUUUUGAACAGGAGAUUAACAGAAGAACUUGUGCGAUUCAAAGCGUCCAUUAGCUCUCUGACAAGGUUUGUUUUUAACUUUGUCAUGAUAUUUAAACUUUAUUUUAUUUUGUUUGCUUCCAAAAUUUAUCUCGUUAAGUUAAAUAGCUUUGAGCGUAAGAAAGAUCCUUCGACAGGCGAUCAAUGACAAUACAGUGAUUAUCUUUCCUUUGUUUGUUUGUCUUUUCUUGUUUUCAACAGCGAGCUUGCUUCAGUGAAAGCUCAUGAUCGAGAGAUAACACAACAGGCUAAACACGCCCAGGAUGAGGUAAUUAACGAGAAACGCAACUGUACAGUCGCUUAAAGAUUUUUUCGUGGCCUUCACGGGGACAUUAAUUUCAGCAAAUCUGCCACGUGAUGUAACGUGAAGCAACUAUCCGCGUUCAAACUGAGCACAUGCAGGUGCACGUGAUUUAGAUUUAGAGUUGUGUUUGUGCACGUAAAGAAGGUACGGCACGAGCUCGUGGACUGGUAAGGCACGGAAUAUUUUGUUAUUUAGCAACUCAGCCAUCAGUGAGGUCGACUUUUAAACCAAAAGUUCUUUUUCUGGGCGAGGGGGCAAUUCACAAUGUUACUGCUAGACCGCAGAAAAAAGUGUGGCAAUUUAAAACCAAAGCAAUCAUUUAUACAUAGUUGAUAUGCAUCUGCUGAUUGCUUUCUUUUAGCUAGAAGAUGCUCUUAAAGAAUCUGACAAGAAUGCAAGGUAAUUAUGGCUUCAUACUUGUGCUAAUCCCCGCUCUUUGCCCGCUUAGCUCUUUGGGCCUGUUUACACGGAGGUCGGGGACCCCAGAUAGGUGAGGUAACAUGAGGCGGGUCGUCCCACCUAUCAUGUAAACGUGAUCAAAUUAAAAUGAGAGAUAUUAUUUGGACUGGCGGGUUACCCCACAUAAGCAGGUUAUCUCACCUUCCUGGGGUCCCCCACCUCCAUGUAAACAGGCCCGAAGUGACGUUUUCGCUGCCAUGGCCAUCGUGGCUGGUGGCCUGUCGUGUUGACCACUCGGCCAAACUGCCUUCUGUUCGAUCCGCAUUCGUUAAAUAGCUCUUGAGAGCUUGUAGCAGUUCGAAGGUAAACUAGUGACUUUUAUUUUUUGUGCCAUCUUUCAGUUUGAUAUCAGAAUACCAUGACUUGUACGAAUUACAGAGAAAAAGACUGGAAGGCUUAGUUGGUAAGUGGUGCUUGAUUCCUAAACCAGCCGACAGGAGAGCAACAUUCAGUCAAACAAGGUUUGAACGCAGUGACUGAAAACAAAAGUAGAUUCAUGUGAGGUAGUUUUUCCAACACGAGAAAGAGACUUUUAUUUGAUUUUCAAUAUUCGAGAAGCAGAUUGAAAAACUAAGGCGCUUGUGGCUAAAAUAUCGUAUAAGUCUUGCGAACGUUCAGUAUAAUAGAUUCUUCUGUCUAAUGUAGAUGGUUGUAAAACCAAAGACCAAGAAAAUGCCGUCAAAUGCUCAAAGGCGGGUGGUUUACCUUUAAAAGUUUUGAACAGUUUGACAUUAUUUCCACGGAGAAGGAAAUUGCUGUUUAUUUAUUAUUUUAAGAAACGUUGAAUGCUUUAAACCGUCCAUUUCAGGUGAAGUUUCUGGGAAAAUCGGGCGUAAGGGACAGACAGCCAAUUGUGCCAUUUCAUUUUCAUUGCCUAUACUCUCAUGGACCAUAGUUCUCGACAAGAGAGAAUUGACUGGACGAGAAAUCGCCCAGUGUCAUGACUUCUGAGUGGUUCAUGAAUUACCUUUGUCAUCCUUGUAAUCCUUGUGUGACUAUAGUGGUAACUUACAAUACAGGUCUCGUCCACACGUAUCCGGAUAUCUUGGAAAAAGGAGAUUAUUUUUUGCGUCGCCUCGAUCGCAUCCCUUUCUUGGCAUGCGCUGUAUGAUGUAUGACAUCGUGGUAUUCGAAAGUAACCUCCGUUUUUGUCCUUCCACACGAAAAAAAAUAUUAAAGCCAGCGUUUUCGAAAAACUCCUUUCUAGGGACCGGUUUCGAAAACCUGCAUUUUUGGUGCCCGAAAACUUUAUAUACCUGUGCACGGAAGUCCGCGGAGUAAAUUGUCUUUGUUUUCAAAAAUAUCUGAAUACGUGUGAACGGGACCUAAGAAUCGCUAUAUCCUUUGUUGUGUAGGUAAACUCACUGAAGAGCGUGAUCUGUGGAGUAGCGCAGCAUAUACUCUUUCCUUGAAGGUUACGGACAAACACUCGCUCAACACUGCUAAGAAACUGCACCUCUGCGAAAAAGCUUGGGCAAAAUUGAGCAAACACUUUGCCAUUUUCUUGAGUGAAAAAGAUAGUAUACAGGUAAGUGUUAGUGAGGCACUUACCCUUACGGGUGAUGUUCGAUAUACCAAGUCACUAUUGACUUGGUAUAUCGAACACUAUAAACACUAUUGUCAUAUAAACCCUAUUGUCUCGUUCUAUUGUGUGAAGUUUAUUAUUGUGUUUGUGUAAGUGCUAGAACUCAUUGUUGUGUUCUUUGUGACGUAACUCGAGACUUGCUAUUCACUUGGUACAUCGUGAACCAGCCUACCCUGGCUAUAGAGUGAACAAAGAAAGAGAGAGAGAUUGUGACUUAUUUUGAAGUCUUUGAAAAAGACUUUGAAAAAGACUUAAUUGCACUGUUACCUACCCAACGUACGAAAGGUUUAGUGUACUCACGUAGAGCGCAGGUGNUUCUAUUGUGUGAAGUUUAUUAUUGUGUUUGUGUAAGUGCUAGAACUCAUUGUUGUGUUCUUUGUGACGUAACUCGAGACUUGCUAUUCGCUUGGUAUAUCGUGAACCAGCCUACCCUGGCUAUAGAGUGAACAAAGAAAGAGAGAGAGAUUGUGACUUAUUUUGAAGUCUUUGAAAAAGACUUUGAAAAAGACUUAAUUGCACUGUUACCUACCCAACGUACGAAAGGUUUAGUGUACUCACGUAGAGCGCAGGUGAGAAGGGCUGAAAAGUUAUGCGUGCAAAUCACUGCGGAAAUUACGCUUAGGCGUUUACGUCUUAGUCUCGGACAGGCGCGUCUCCAAAAGGUGAAGCAAUGUAAAUGUAAGGAUCAGGCUUGCCAGCCUGUCUUAAUAGGAUGCAGGGGAAAAAGUCAACGAAGUCAUACGUCGGUCCCAUAUGGUACCCUGCGAACUUUCAUUUCUGUCCUGAAUUGACCGUUUUCUAUCGUUAAGUGUACCUAUUUAACAAUUCUUUUCGAGUACGAAUUGAAUAUGAGACGGUAGAUAUCGCUGAGUUGGCCAUAAUCAUCUCAGAUCCAACAAGCGCGAGUGGAAGAACGGUUUUAUUAGCCUUUUCAGGAUUUCUACGUCUGACUAAAGUUGAUAGACGACUACUGAACCAAUUGCCCUGAUGGCAAGGGAUGAAUAUUCUUGUCCUGCAAUGAAAAGAGCUUGCGAAGAAGUAAUAGAGAAGCGCGAUUUGAUAGUUGUAACGCACGCAAAUGUUCUGAAGAUUUCACAAAACUUGCGCGCGACGUUCCAAUUUCUCCACUAUGACGUCAUAAUGACAUGACGCGCGCGCUUGUUCGGACAAACUGUAUGUUUUUAUAAAGGCAACCAGUAUUCAUCCCAAACUUGCACUGCCCUUUUCACAGUUAUGUUUUAGGGAACACUCAAACAAGCAACUAAAGAAAACUUUCCACUUAGCCUGGAACACGAAGAGUAUCCAGUAUCUAAAUACGUGCAGGGUUUCUUUUUUUUUUUCAAGUGUUUUGCCAUUUUCACCAAGAUGAUUGUACAUAGAUUUUUUAACUGUCUCUGUAUUCAAAUUUCUUUUUAUUUUAGCCCAUCAAAGUAUUUCAACUCGUAUUCUUAUCACUUCGCUUGUAGCUCGAGAGGUUGACGCAUCAUGUACAGAGAUGGCGAGAACUUUCGGAUAAGUUCAAUAAAAGUUAGUGAACAAAGAAAGAGAGAGAGAUUGUGACUUAUUUUGAAGUCUUUGAAAAAGACUUUGAAAAAGACUUAAUUGCACUGUUACCUACCCAACGUACGAAAGGUUUAGUGUACUCACGUAGAGCGCAGGUGUGAAGGGCUGAAAAGUUAUGCGCGCAAAUCUUGUGCGGAAAUUGCGCCUAGGCGUUUACGUCUUAGUCUCGGACAGGCGCGUCUCCAAAGGGUAAAGCAAUGUAAAUGUAAGUAUCAGGCUUUCUAGCCUGUCUUAAGAGGACAGAGGAGAACGAAGUCAUACGAAGUCAUACGUUGGUCCGAUAUGGUACCCUGCAAACAUUCAUCACUAUCCGUCUUUUGGCCUUUUUCUAUCGUUAAGUGUACCUGUUUAACAAUUCUUUUCGAGUACGAAUUGAAUAUGAGACGGUAGAUAUCGCUGAGUUGGCCAUAAUCAUCUCAGAUCCAACAAGCGCGAGUGGAAGAACUGUUUUAUUAGCCUUGUCAGGAUUCCUACAUCUGACCAAAGUUGAUAGACGACUACUGAACGAAUUGCCCGGAUGGCGAGGGAUGAAUAUUCUUGUUCUGCUAUGAAAAGAGCUUGCAAAGAAAUAAUAGAGAAGCGCGAUUUGAUAGUUGUAACGCACGCAAAUGGUCUGAAGAUCUCACAAAACUUGCGCGCGACGUUCGAAUUCUCCACUAUGACGUCAUAAUGACAUAGCGCGCGCUUGUUCGGACAAACUGUAUGUUUUUACAAUUGAAAGGCAACCAGUAUUCAUCCAAAACUUGCACUGCCCUUUUUACAAAUAUGUUUUCGGCAACACUCAAACAAGCAAUUAAAGGAAACUUUCCACUUAGCCUGGAACACGAAGAGUAUCCAGUAUCUAAAUACGUGCAGGGUUUCUUUUUUUUUUCAAGUGUUUUGCCAUUUUUACCAAGAUGAUUGUAAAUGGAUUUUUUUAACUGUCUCUGUAUUCAAAUUUUUUUUAUUUUAGCCCAUCAAAGUAUUUCAACUCGUAUUCUUAUCACUUCGCUUGUAGCUCGAGAGGUUGACGCAUCAUGUACAGAGAUGGCGAGAACUUUCGGAUAAGUUCAACAAAAGUCUUGUUUCCUCUGAGGAGGAGAUGAUAAACAGAGUAAGUAUUUCAUAUUUUCGAUUAAUAUACAGUAUAGUAGAAUCCUCAUUUCUCGAACCUUAACAAAUUCCUGAUAGUUCGAAACAGCCCUAACGUCCAUUCACUAGUCGACCAUUGUAAAGAGAGCGAAGUCUUGGAUGUAUAUCAGUGGUUUAUGUCAAAACGAGACACGUAAAAUCGUCGUACAGUUCGACAAUAUUUCGGCCUUAAGGAAAAUAAUGGGCUACUCGUAGUCAACACUUAACCCUUCACUUCUUAGGAGUGAUUAUCGUCCAAUUUCUCCUUAAAAUAUCACUGCAAAUCUAACCUUCAUGUUCUGAGAAUAAAUGAAAUGAUGAGCAAGUGAAAGUGUUAUUGAAUGUUUAGCAAAAUCUCCUCAUCAUUACCAUAGGAAAUAUUUUGGGUACAGUAUAGAGAACAUACGUGUUGUGUUAGGGUAAAAAGGUUAAACUGUAUAGCGAAAACAUUGUAAGCAUAUUACCUUUUUUGCGAAGUUCGUUAGUACAUUUGAACGCCUUGUUGUUGUCGGUGUCAGCGAUGAACCCCAAAAACAAAUACAAAUCGCUUCAUGUUUAUAUACCAGCAGAAAACAGUAACAUGUCGCAAACAUAAUAAUCUGAUUAAGCAACUUCAUCUUAUUGGAAGUUUGUUUAUGGUUUUUAACCUUUACAAACAAUACAACUUUUCCUCUAUUAGGGGUUAUAGAGUAGUGCUAUGUCAUGAAUGGUUGAGUGAUAAUAUUAUUGUUUAAUGCAGCUUAAAAGAUUGAUCGCUCAACUUCAGAAGUGGAAAAAGGAGUUUCAGAAAAUUGUGAAGUAAGUAAAAGUUACUAGACUUCUGCUUUAUUUCCAAAGAAAAGAAAUGAUGUUGAUGAUGAUGAUGACAGGAGCUUAUAACCCGGAGCGAGCAUCGUCCAUGCGCUCGUGUCACGGCGUUUUCACGGACCAGUUUAUUUUUAGAACGACUUUGGCGUGAAUUUUUAAUAUCUUUUAAAUUCCACAAACGAGUCAGCAAAACCUACAGACUUAAAAAUGAUUUUUUGCCUUUUAAAUGAGGUUUAGUUUUCCUUUUUGAUAUCUUAUACUUUGAUUGCGCUCACAGACAUGGUGGAGGUCUAUGUUUGCGGGAUAAAGUGCCCUAAAAUGUGUUUAAAAAUAAACGGGUCCGUAAAAACGCCGUGGCAUAGGCCUAGUAUGGGAGUUGCUCGCUCCAGGUUACGGGCUCCUGUGAUGAUGAUGACGAUGGUGAUAGUAAAGGUGGUGAUGAUGGUGAUGGUGAUGGUGAUGAUUCUUAAUCACAGACGGGACCAGUACUUAGGGUCAGGAAAUAAUCAAGGGCUCGACCCAGGUAAUGUCGGCCUGUCAAGAAAAGGACCACGUACAUUAGUGUAUCGGGCCUUUGAUACUUAUUGAUGUCACGUGUCCAAAUAAAGUUGAUUGGUUCUCUGUUUGUUGUGGCUCGGCUUGGCCCGGCUUAGAUGAUCACGCAAAAGUGGCGGUCCUUUCUGCAGUAGGCAAAGUCAAACCUUGUCCUCAAUUGGUACUUCACACCAAAUACAUUUACACUAAAAGAAAGAUAUUGAAUUUUUUACGAUUCUUGAGAUGCACUUGUAAUUUUUGUCCAUACUUUGGUUUCUUUGUUGUUGUACAGUUAUGAUGAUGGUAGCGUUCGACCUCCCGAUGGACAGUUAAUCAAAAAUCUGUUUGAAGACCUUAAAACUUGGGAGGAGACGUUAAAUCAAGAGGCAGAGCAUUUUACAGGAGAAACGCUACUGUCUCGUGAAGAAGAGUUGUAUCAGAUGAACAAAGAAGUGGAUGGGUGGACCGAUGUGGCACUCAAGGUAAAAAGCAACAAGUUUAACAAGUAAACAACUAGGCCUCAUGUGUUCAAAAACUCGACAGUGCUAUCCACCUGAUAAAUUACUACUGCUAGUGGAUAAGUAUUAGGGAAACAGAUUGCACCUUCCACUGGGUAGAGAGCGAUUUAUCCGGUGGAUAAUGUUAUGCACCUUUUGAACAACUGGGGCCAGAAGUAUACGUCAGAGGAAGGGGACUAGGGUACUAUAGGUUCUAAGGUGACUGACAAUAAGUAGUCAAACAAGCAAUUGAACAUCCAUGUGUGUGAUUGGACACGCUGUUGUCAUAUCACAGUAUCAAAACCGUCUGAGUAUCACCAGCCAAAAGGUGCAGGGAAAACAAGCGCCUACUUGCAAGUAUAACCAUCGCUGGUUAGUUUAGUUGAUAGAGCGCUGGUCUGUUGAAAAGGAGGCUGCGAGUUCGACCAUAUACUAUCCAGGGUGAAAGAAAAACCUGGGGGGAGCACGCUGGGUGUCGGUUAAGCCUCUCUCUCUGUUCAGGUGGCCUCGUUAUUGGGCGGUGACUUAAGGUAUUCACCUUCGACUUCCUCAACCUUGCAUAUCAAUCAGUUGGGAUAGGAGUGGGCCCCGUCGCCAUGGUUUGUCUUACCUGUGCCGCCAGUGGUUAGUUGUGGCGUGGCGAAAUGUCGGCUGUUUCUAUAAAGCCGAGCGCAAUCGGUGGCACCUGGAAAGCAGGAUCAGACAAGCUGUCACUACAGUCUUUGUAUGAUCUUACUCCCCCCCCCCAAUUAUCCCCUGAAAUGACGUCAACCUCGCGCAAUUCCUAGCCACACGGAGUUUAGCGGUUUGCUACAACUUUUUAUUCUAUUUUGGCCAUUUUUGACUCUGAUGUCUCCUUACCAAAACGAUAUGGUUUUUCAGGUAUUUAGCCGUCAUCAAUCGCAGGAUGGAACAAGAUGGCCACAACAUGAGGUCAUGUUACAGCUAAAUGCUGAAGUAGACAGAUUACAACAGCAGUAUCACGUGAGAAUAAUCGGUGAAAACGGUGUCGCAAAAGGGAUCAUUGACCUUGUUAAUCCAAUAGAAACAUGGUAGGCAACUUUGUUUUGUUUUUGCUUGUUUGAUUGGUUUUUGUAAUGUUAAAUGGCACCCAACGCAUUGUUUUUAUGAAGUGAAUAGAUAUGAAAGAAUGAAUGAAUUAACUUAGUUUAUACACUGUAAUAAUUUCAGCAUGCAGUUGGAUUUCAAACUAGCCGUUAACCUUUGUAAUCUUAUAUAAGAAACUAAACUGUUUAUAAACAAAUAUUAAUAUGUAGAUACCUUGUUAUGUUAUCUAUAAACAAAAUCUGAUCUAAUUUGAUUCAUUUUUAGGGUUGUUAUUUCUCAAAAACCCUCUUAAACUAUCUGAUGUCUUCGUACAUGAUUUGAAAGUGCAUUCCAAUGCUAUUUCCCCGCGAUGAGAAAAUGAUGUUUUUAACGAGCUCUUUUAGGAGUGGGCAACUGCUUGUCGAACCCACCUGUUACCUCACUUGUCUGGGGUGCCCCACCUCCAUUUUGAACUGGCCCUCAGAGGUCAGAUUAUGAAGCACAGUUAAAUACUCAGAUAAUUCUUAUUUUGCCCACGGAAUUUCAAACGCGUGCGCCCUCGAUAUUUCUCCUUUUGCCCUUAAAAACAGGCGCUUGCUACGCAGGCUUGGUAAUUGCUAAGAACGUAAAUAAACUGUAGGCCAAAACAAACAAAGCCUCAACGACCAAAUUCUCGUGACAGGGUCCUUCUAUUUUCCUACCGAUGUCUAUAGGGGAAACAAACUGAACACUGUUCUAAAUGGAGGUGAAAUGCUACUGGACACGGACUGGAUACGACUCGCCGAUCAGGUCAGUGAAGAGUGGGCUGAUCACCUGACCGAAACUCUCGCUCUGAUUGGUUCAACACAAAAGGAAAGUGCACGCUUGAGCGGCGAGGUAGAAAACCCAGUAGACGUGGAAGACGUGUUUAAAAACACAGUCAAAUGGCUGUCUGCUACGACGAACAGCAUUGAUAACGAAGACGCGAAAAUUGUGGAAAGAGUAAGUAAUGCGUUUCCGAUAUUUGACCUUUUUAUUGCCAGACUGAUAAAGGAGAAAUUAAAUGUAGUUAGGAACUUUUGAAUCUAUACUUAAAUUGGAAACUCCAGGACAGCACGUUUUGCACGAUACCGUUACAUUUUUAGACUUUUGCAAAAUUAAAAUUGUCAAUAGUUUUUCUUGAGAUAUGAUCACUCUCGGGAAUAACAAAGUUAGCAAAUUGAAAUUAUACAAAAAUGAAAUAGAAGAAGAGAAAACUUACUUAAUGAAGGCUUUCUCUCAAAAUUGUUUGUGUACAACUCCCAUGUAACGAAUCUUCGUUAUGGCGAAAAUAUUUUGCCAUUCCCUUAUAGCCAACCCUGCGAGCGGAGGCUACAUUUUUGCUGUGUGAGCUGGCGUGCGCAAAGUAGCCUCUGCCGACAACCGUUCAAUUUUCUAUCGUGCAUGCGCAAAAUUUCGUCGCCUGAUUCACAAGCAAAAUUAAUCGUCAGGUCUGUCGUCAAACGGCGCGAGUUUCGUGGGAAUAAAAAAAUUGCGACAACUCUGAUCUGCUACGAAAGACUCAGGCAAUGCUCUAAACCGGUCCAGAACAGGAAAAAACCCGUUUUUUAAAUUCAUUCGUCCAGAUUUCUGGACGUAUUUGAACGGUUGUCGGCAGAGGCUACUUUUCGCACACCAGCUCACACAGCGAAAAUGUAGCCUCUGCUCACAGGAUACUUAAAGCCAUUUGUUACAUCGAGGUUCCACUGUAACCGUAUGUAUUCCUCAGCUUAUUAUACUCUGUAAUUUCAGGUCACACAGGUACAUAGCGCCAUGAUCCGGUGGAUGAUCACCGUUCUUCUUCGUCUAACCCCAGAUAUGGAGGACAAGGAAUUGGAAGAAAUAGACAAACAGACUGGCGACCAAGAAGUGGACGCGUCGCUGGGGGGAGGGGAGAUCCUGCUUCAGGCCAUACCUGAAGAGAUCUGUAACAGAGCGCAGAGGCUGUUUGAACAGCUCAGAGCGUUUUCGGUCCUUUUGACAAAAUGCUGUUCUGAUCUGGUGAUUGACUUAAUGCAGGUGGGUUACAUGCAUAAUACAUUGUUACACAGCAGAAAUUCCAUCCAGAACAGUUCACCCUCUCAUAGGCUAUUGAGAUCACAUGACAUCGAACAAUGAAACAAUUUCCCGACUUAAGUCCUCAAGCGGGAAACAUCUCAAUUUUUUCCGUAAAGCGAGUUCUAAUUGGCUAUUGGCGAUCACAUGAUAUUUGACAAUGACACCACUUCCCUGCUUAAGUGUUCGAGCGAGCAACAUCUCAAAAAGCGCGCAAUCUCAUUGGCUACCUCGAGGUCACAUGAAAUCUAACAUUAGGCUAUCAACUGUAUAUGAAAUAAAGAUUUUCAAAUAAUGACUUUUCGACUCUGGUCUUUCCUCAAACCGAUAAAGAAAUUGUUUUUUUGUUGUUGUUGUUGAUUUUUUAAAUAUAUUUAUUGAUAGUCACAUUAAUUAUAAUUACAUUUACUAUACUACAAAAAGAACACUUUAACAAUAGACAUUAACAGAGUAAAGCCAAAUUAAUUGUUAAAUUAUUACAGGGCUAAAAGAAAUUAUGAAGAAGUACAACAGGACAAUGAAAUAAUACGGAGUUAAUAAAGUUAACUUAAGUAAGGCGUCAGUAUCCACUUUCUUUUAAAGAAUUCUUUGUUGCUGAUUUUUUCUUCUAUUUCAUAUUUAGCGAUGAUCUUGGCUCUAAAACCAUAAAUGACCACACAGAUGAUCAACGAUAAAGAAAUUGUUGAUCAUCUGUGUGGUUCGUGAAAGUCGUUCAUAUAUCUCCUACUGGAGAUACACUAUUUGAGGAACUUCUGGUAACCAAACCGAACGAAACGUGAGAGAGAAAAAAAGAAAGAUUUGUUAAAUCGAAAGCGUUCCUUGAUCGUGGUGAUAUGUUACGCCAUUAAACUUGAAGUGCUGUUAUUUUCCCUCCCAGUUAUCACCCUAAAUGCGGUGUUAAUGCAGAGAUUUGCAGCAGAGGUUAACGGUAUCAUACACUUGUGCACUCAUUUCAUCCUUCGUUUUUAGGAACGGCGAGAUCAGGGUGAUGAACACGCGGAUAUGGAUUUCAAAGAUCUUAAGCGCCUGUCUGUAGAAUGCGAGGGGUGGAUACGAACAGCUGGCCUCCUUAUUCAAGACGUUAUGGGCGAUGACUUUGUUUUCCAGGAUCUGUCAGCUGUUAAGAAGGAAAAGGGACCCGACAGAGCGGUCUCCACUGACUCUAAAGCUACUGGUGGAGAGGUAAUUUUCAUUUUGUUGUAUCAGUCUUGUCUGCGUAUAUUGUAAACAGAACCUUUUUUUUCUUCUUUUCAUUUUGCGCUGAAAAUCGAUGAAAUCACUCUCGUUCGAUUGCGAAUCUUCAAUCUUGGAGUUUGGUGCGAACGAAACUAUCGGAGCAGACGAUUUACUUUUGUUAUGGAGACUGAUUUUUGCAGCGCAUAAGAAAUAGAGAGGCUAAUUUCUCAAUCCAGUACUCUUGGGUCAGUAAAAUCUAGUGAAAUAUUUCAGUGCUUACGGUAACCCCCAUUCAUAAUACUUUAUUAAGGCUACCUCUAUAAAAAGGAGACAGCGUGGAUGAGUAGUGAGACAGCGCUUCGGACUUUGACCGUUUGAUGCCGGGAUUUGUUCACGGUAGUCCAGAGUUCAAAUCCUCUACCACAGGUGUAAACAGCCAACUACCAGUGCCUUCUUCCAGUUGGGGUUUUGGAUCCUGUUAUGUUCUAUUUGGAUUAUUUGUUUCUAAUUACUUGAGUGUCAGCAAAUUAGCUGGGUAAGCAAAGUGUAUUUCCCACUUAAGACAAAUCUUCAACCUUCUUUAACCUUAAUGAAAUAUGGUAUUAUCUAAGGGCUGCAUUUAGUUUAGUCGUCAUUCUAUUUGCCGCUAACAGACUCCCCUUUUGGGAUAUAAGGUUAAUGGGAAGCGGUAAGCAGAAUGACGCUACCUUUCUAAGUAGCUUUUGUGAUGGAGUAAACUGAACCUUAUUUUCCAAACAGUCACAAGAUGAAGACAUCAAACAACCGGAAAAUGCUCAGCAAACAGAUCAACAAGCUACAGCCGCUGAACAUCAGGAACCUGAAAAACCGGAAGUCAAAACUGUGUUGGCAGAAGACUCUGGGAGAAUAGAUGCCCCUAAAAAGUCUGCCGAGGAAUCCCAUGUGACCGCGCCCACUAUUGAAACCAGUCACCAAGAAGCAAAAGAGGAGACUGGAGAAAGGCCUGAAGAAAGGCGCGAAGUUGAGGCUGGAGACCAGGACCAGGAUGAGUCCCGGAUGCAUGUACUGGGGCAUGACGAUAAUAUAAGGACCAAGUCCCUGGAGGAGCUACCUGCAGACCAAGUAAGUUGAAGCUAUGAUAUUAGGGACCAUCUCCCCUCACCUGUAGAUGAAGGUAUGGUGAACACUUCAGGUUGUGAAGAAAAAAAAGACCGUAAUUUUGAAAUGAUUUCUUUAUUAGAUAUUUCACUUGAUGAGUUCAGGAUACAGUUGAAACUCUCCACUAAGGCCACUUUGGGGGCAGUAGAAAGUGGCCAUUGUAGAGAGGUUUAAACUAGAGUGAAUGUAUGGACUGUCCGGCAAAAAAAAGGCCGUUGUAGAGAGGUAGCCGUUAGUGGAGGUUCGACUGUAUAUACUGUUGUUAAAGCAUUUCCGUUUUCUUUUUUUAUUGCGUGUAGUUGUAAUUCUAACAAAUAAAGUGAACUCUGAAUCUCAACAAACGGGUACCUUCAAGUUUCAAGUUUAUUGUUUUGCCACAAUAAAAAACAUAAAGUACCUAACGAAAAAAAAUUAAUGCAUGGCGAGGAAAUCCUAGGGAAACCACUGGGCCGCUCAAUUAAUUAUUUAACGAAAUAUUAACCUUUGGUUAGUUUCUGCCUUCCUUCAGCCAUUUUUCUCGAGACUCUCUAUAACGCAGACAUCUUUCUAUUACGAACACUUAGGACUGCUCCCAGCGGUGGCCAUCAUAAAGGGAGUUGACGGCAGAACCAAAUAGCAGCUCCGCUUUAAUUUGUUAGUCACCCCUCUGAUUAAUAUUACAACAGAAUCAGAUGGCUAGAUAAUAUCAAAAGAAACACUUCUCUGUUUUGUAGGAACUGGAACAUCUCACUGUGCCCGAGGGCGAAAACCAGCAACCUGGUAAGUCUGUGGAGUUUGCCAUCGUUUAAGGCGAGGCGCGUUUGCCUUUUUUUCUGCUUCAGUAAACCCACUUAUCUCUACACUGUCGAUCGGAAGUAAACGGGUUUCCUCUUAUGUUUUUGUUUUGUUCUUGUUGCUUGUAGCGCGCUCACCGUCCCCUGACACUAAGAAAGCCCUGGAAGCUUUAGCUGCGGUGGAAAGACUUCAGGCCCAACUGCUGUAAGUACCUUUUUUUCUUUACUUAUUAAAUUAAAGUACAGGCGGAAAAUCCAUGAGCCACUGGUUGAGGUUUAAUAAUUAAACUAAUUUUAAGUAAAACUUUCCUUUUCCUAACAGGAGCUUAUGAGCCAAGCGAAGCGAACGCGGCAUUUUGCGCGAAGUGCGAGAUGAGGUAAGAAGAGAAGAUAAAGCGCCUGUUACCAGUCCAUUAUUCUGGCUCUUCCGCCCACCUAGGCCAACAAAAAUUGAUUGACGGCGGUGAUGUCAAAAGGACCAAUCAAAAUACGAUCCAUUAUUCGCGCGAAAAUUGUCACCUUUCUGGCGACCAGAAACACCCUCAGUAGCAUAAACCACAGGACAUGAUAAGCCUAUUAGUGCAUGAAACACCUCUAAAUGUAAGACUCAAUGCAGCAGAAAUAAGAUUUGCUCAGUCGAAGUUUAGAAUGUCUAAACACAGCGGCGAGAAAGAAAAGAGGGAAAAACCUGUUGUUCAAACAAACUCUAAGGUCACGUUUUACAUUAUCACGAACUUAUGAGUCGUGUUUGGCCUGUCAAGUCUUUAUUUCAAAAUGUUGGUAAAUAAGGUUUUUUCCAAACCCAGUUAGAAGCAAUCCAAUAACAUCCUUCCUCUUUAGCAAUUUAAACAUUUCUUUAUUUUUUUCCUGGAACAUUUUGGAAAUAAACGAAGAGCGUCGUAAACAGCAUCUUCAAAAGAAUAUGACUGCGUGACGGCAAUUUUGUUCCAGACAAACAUGCUAGAAUUUCGGAGAACAACGCGCCAUCAAUUAACCAAUUGGAACGCGACAUUCAUGUAGUGAACGUGGGAAGAGCAAGAACAACGGACUGGUAACAGGCGCUUUGAUUUUUUCUCCUCCCCUAGCCUUGCGAUUCGCGCGAAAUGCCUCGUUCCGCCUCGCUUGGCUCAUAAAACGCCUGUUUACAGGCUAGUAACUGGUUUUCUUUUUCAAUUUCAGAGAGACAGAAGAACGAGCACAGACUGCAGAGGAGAGAGCCAUUCAAGCCGAAACAGAGCUAAAGCAAGCUCUAGAAAAAAUCCGAGCCCUUGAGCGUUCAGCGUCUCGCGCCAGUGCUGGAGAAUCUCAAACGCCCGCAGAAAGACCGGUCAGCACCAGCAUGUCAAAGCGAGCACCCUCUCAGGCGUCUACUGCGCAGCCUCAUUCUCCCCAGCCGCCACGCACUCCAUCCCAGCAAUCAUCACGGCCUUCAACUCGCGCAUCAACAAAGAAAAAAUAAAUAAUGGAGUGCGCUAUUAAAAGAAGCCUUUGUAAAUAGAUUUAAUGUGGAGAGAGCGAUCUGCUGUGAAUGUUGUGCUAGUUUGUUUGUAGUGCUUAAAGAAGAAUUUUUAAAAAGAACACUACAUAUUUAUUUUUUAUACUGUAUAGGGAUUAAAACGAUGUUGUACAUUGCUUGAGAAAUAUUAGUUCACCCUAUUAUUCUCGCUG